UAAGAGUCCAUGUUGAGAACAGAGCAAUUGCAUCGAGUUCUCCGUGCUGCAAGAGCGAGCUAUUCCUGAUGACAAGCAUCUCCUAUGCAAGCCUACCUCAUCUAGAGAGGUCAUCGCCGGCGAGGACAGAGCUCCGCCUGUGGCACGGAGGGCAUGAACUGGCUCCUGUGGGCGGAUCGAGAAAGAUGGAUAAGAUAGAAUUUGGUGGGAGAUUCUCCUCAGAUGGACCUUUUAAGAGAGUUACUGCACCUCAAACCGUGACCUCUGCUUCUCCGACCAUGGUUUCUGAUCUUGAGACAGCAGACUCUCGCACAGACACGGAGAAGAUGCUGGCAAACUACGUGCCGGUGUUCGUGAUGCUCCCAUUGGAUGUCAUCUCCGUCAGCAACGUGUUGGAGAAGCAGGAAGAACUGCGGCGGCAGAUGCGACAGUUGCGUGCCGCCGAUGUCGACGGCGUCAUGGUGGACGUUUGGUGGGGAAUCGUCGAAGCCGAGGGCGCGAAAUGCUACGACUGGAGCGCAUACAGGGAGCUGUUCCACAUGGUGGAGGAAGAAGGGCUCAAGUUGCAGGCCAUCAUGUCGUUCCAUCAGUGCGGUGGAAACAUCGGCGACGCCGUCGACAUCCCGUUGCCGCGGUGGGUUCGCGAUGUCGGCGAGUCGGACCCAGAUAUCUACUACACCAACAGAAGUGGCACGAGGAAUCGAGAGUACCUCACCGUUGGGGUAGACGACCAGCCCAUAUUUGAUGGCCGCACUGCUGUGGAGCUUUACAGUGACUUCAUGAAGAGCUUCAGAGCAAACAUGGCAGAUUUCUUGGAUGCUGGCAUUAUCACAGACAUAGAGGUGGGUCUUGGCCCUGCCGGAGAAUUGAGGUACCCCUCCUACCCUGAAGCACAGGGAUGGGUUUUUCCAGGCAUUGGAGAGUUUCAGUGUUAUGACAAGUACAUGAAGGAAGAGUUCAAAGAGGACGCAACAAUGGCAGGACACCCUGAAUGGGAUUUGCCAGAUGAUGCAGGAGAAUACAACGACAAGCCGACGAAGACGAAGUUCUUCGCGGCGAAGAAUGGGACAUAUCUCACGGAAAAAGGAAGCUUCUUCCUGACUUGGUACUCGAACAAGCUACUAAUGCAUGGAGACCAGAUUCUUGAUGCAGCUAAUGAGGCCUUCCUAGGCUGCAAACUCAAGCUUGCAGCUAAAGCAAGUGUCCUAUUGCACUCUCUCAACGCAAUUAGGAAGCCCUCUCUGUGUGUUGCCUUCACUGUAAUCCCACCACUUGCAUCGCAGGUCUCCGGCAUCCACUGGUGGUACAAAGACGACAACCAUGCAGCAGAGCUAACUGCAGGCUACUACAACCUGAACGAUCGCGACGGCUACAGAACCAUCGCAAGAAUGCUGGCAAGACAUGAUGCUAUCCUCAACUUCACCUGUGUGGAGAUGAGAAACUGGGAACAAAUCAGAAGAGCCAAGAGUGGGCCUGAAGAACUCGUUCGACAGGUGUUCAGUGCAGCAUGGAGAGAGGGGAUCGAAGUGGCAUGCGAAAAUGCUCUUAGCAGAUAUGACAGAAGGGGGUAUAACCAGAUCUUGAAGAAUGCUAGGCCAAAUGGAGUCAGCAGAAAUGGCAGGCCAAAGCUGAGAGUUCUAGCAAUGACAUAUCUCAGACUAUCAGAUGAGUUACUGAAGAGAAUUAACUUCAACGUAUUUAGAUUGUUUGUGAGAAAGAUGCAUGCAGAUCAGGUGAGGUUUCUUCUUCGUACUACCUCUGAACCUUCAAGCUUGGGAAUAAUGGAGUUGAUGCAGUUCAAUGGUGUUGUUUUACUGCAGGAGUACUGUGCAGAUCCAUGGAAGUAUUUCAAACCCAUUACACCUGUAGAGAGAUCGAAGCCAGAGAUACCGAUGGAUGAAAUCUUGGAAGCUACAGAGACUAUGAAGCCAUACCCAUUUGAUCCAGAAACUGAUAUGAGUGUUGGUGGUGCCUUUGCCGAUGUUGUGGAUGCAGCACUGCACAUCUUGACUUCAUCCUUCAAUUGAGAUCCUGCAGAUGGUGAGGACGGAGGACCAGAGUUUGAUGAGAACAGUACAAUGAAGAAGCUAUAGAUCGACCGAUGUUUAUGUGAACACUGAAGCAUAGAUAUCAGUUCAUAUCAGUGUAAUUAAUCUAAUUUAUUCUCGACAA
Molecule: messenger RNA, 2172 nt
Organism: Musa acuminata subsp. malaccensis (wild Malaysian banana)
Lineage: Eukaryota; Viridiplantae; Streptophyta; Magnoliopsida; Zingiberales; Musaceae
Source: RefSeq, a predicted model, not a curated record